AUGUUAAAAAGACUGCUUGAGGACACACAAGAUGGUAAAGAAGAUUUCAAAAAAAGAACGUGUCAUGGUAUCCAGAAUGAACCUGUUCAUUUAGAAAGCGCUAAUACCCCAACGACACACCAGACCUCCAAAAAUCAUUGUGAAUCAACUCGCAAUGAAGAUGACGUUAACCAAAAUGCAAAUGAAGAUAUUUCUAACCACAAUCUUGUAUUUAAUAUUGUGCCUUCCCAAGAAAUCACACCUAAAGAUCACCAGAAAGCUGAACAGGAGGAACCCCUUCAUGUGGAUGAAAACUUGCCUCCAAAUGAACAACUUCAUGCAGAAAGAAGAAAUUCCAGGUCAUCUACCUCAUGA
Messenger RNA from Parnassius apollo (apollo), 354 nucleotides. NCBI's taxonomy places the organism in Eukaryota, Metazoa, Arthropoda, Insecta, Lepidoptera, Papilionidae. The record is from the annotation of a GenBank genome assembly.